AUGCUACUGGUUAAGCAGUUAUCAACAUUGACUAAAUUGGAAAUUCCAUUUUCUUACAUUCUAGGUAUUGAUGAAUUUCCAAAGGAUAUUUUUACACAGCAGCAGCGACGACAAGGCGCAGUUGUUAUACAUUUUAUUGUGGCCUUCUAUAUGUUUGCUGCUCUGGCUGUUGUCUGUGAUGAGUACUUUGUUGCAUCGUUGGAAGUUAUAUGUGAGAGAUUUAAUUUCUCUGAUGAUGUAGCUGGUGCUACCUUUAUGGCUGCUGGUAGUUCCGCUCCUGAAUUAUUUACUUCUAUUAUUGGUGUUUUUAUCACGAAAGGAGAUGUCGGCGUCGGAACGAUAGUUGGGUCGGCUGUGUUUAAUAUUCUCUUCAUUAUUGGUAUAUGUGGGAUAUUUGCGAAAGAGACAAUUCAUCUGACGGUCUGGCCACUAUUUCGAGAUUCUUUCUUUUACAUACUAUCAAUCAUUGGACUAUUCCUGGUCAUGUAUGAUGGUUAUGUCACAUGGUAUACUUCUCUGUGUCUUCUGAUACUAUAUAUUGGCUAUAUUGUAUUGAUGAAGAAUAAUGAAGUCAUACAUUCUUUCGUAUCAACUUGUCGAUGCAACAAUUAUUAUGAACGGAAUCGAGAAGAAAGAUCCAGACUAUUGGCUAACAGUAGAGGUCUAAUAUUAUUACUAUAUGAAGCUGUAGUGUUAACGUAUAAAUUGUGGCUUAUUUGGGAUGCUGCUGUACGCCUGAUGAUAACCCGCCGAUUUUCACCAGCUACACGAUUCCGAUUCGCAUGUCGAAAUAUUAUAACCCAUAAGGUGAUAAUAUCAAAUCAAUUGCAAAUUAAAGUUUCAGUAACUGCAGUACAUUAUAUGGCUUUUGAACUUUUUUGCGGAGCUGUGAGUUUUCUGAAAUUAAUACAAGUAUUUACUCUUUCUCAUUUAGUUAAAAGCUUCUUUGCAGUUUUAAAGAUGGUGGGUGUAUAUCCAAUAUGUCUUUUACUUGCGUUGACUGUGCCUGACUGUAGGAAUGAAAGGUGGACAAGAUGGUAUAUGGUCACCUUUAUUAUGUCGGUCGUAUGGAUUGCUGGUUUUUCAUACAUACUUGUUUGGAUGGUAACUGUAAUCGGUUUCACUUUUGGUAUACCUGAUACUGUAAUGGGUUUGACAUUGCUAGCCGCAGGUACUAGCGUUCCCGAUGCAAUUGCCAGUUUAAUUGUCGCACGUCAAGGAUCAGGAGAUAUGGCUGUCUCUAAUUCUGUUGGCAGUAAUAUAUUUGAUAUUCUAUUAGGCCUUGGUUUACCUUGGUUCCUCAGAACGACUAUUUAUUCAACUACAGUCAAGAUUAAUAGUCGUGGAUUGACGUUAUCGGUUAUGCUGCUAUGUGCUAAUGUGGUUUUAAUGUUUAUUUGCAUUCAUUGCAACAAGUGGAAAUUAAAUAAGAAACUAGGGGUGAUCUUUCUAUUCCUUUAUUGCGUCUUUAUUGUCAUAUCUAUGCUGAUUGAAUUUAAUGUCUUUAUGUACGUUAACCCGCCAACAUGUCCCGUAUAA
Molecule: messenger RNA, 1539 nt
Organism: Trichoplax adhaerens
Lineage: Eukaryota; Metazoa; Placozoa; Uniplacotomia; Trichoplacea; Trichoplacidae
Exons: 14
Coding region: 1-1539 (512 amino acids)
Biological process (GO): intracellular calcium ion homeostasis; calcium ion transmembrane transport
Cellular component (GO): membrane
Molecular function (GO): calcium channel activity; calcium, potassium:sodium antiporter activity
Source: RefSeq, a predicted model, not a curated record